CAUAAACGUGUCAGCGAAAGCAAGAGCAAGAGCAGUGGAAAUCCGCAGUGGCUGGCAACAUCGGUUGUCUUGAUCCCUUGAGCGUUGUACCAGUGCAGCAGUGUUGAGCACACCUAGACUGCCUUGGUCCAGGGAGAAGUUUACAUCGCGUUAGACACCCUCACCAUAGCACAGGUAUCAACGCCUGCUGAACGUUGAAGAUGGCAAGCAAUGUAGUUCGCUUCAUCCUGCUUCUCGGGACGAUUGCCACAGCUUUUGCAAUGGUGGUGGCCUUCUCUGCUGUCCCCAGGUGGUAUGUAGCGUCCGCAACACUCGGGGAUGAAAAAGAAACUGUUAGUGUUGGGCUUUGGAGGUUUUGCAUAUCGAGAUCCGGUGGGGAGCUCGGUCAUGUGAAACGUUGCGUGGCUCUCAACCUUUUAGCACGCAACGUCGAUGAUGAUGAUGAUGACAAUAUUCCUGUUUGGCUGGAAGCUGCGGAGGCUGGAUGCAUUCUUAGCGCACUGGCUCUCGGGGCUGGAUUUUUCUCUUCAAUUUUCCUAGAGAUGCGACUCGCGUCACCGAAUCCUCAUAGAUCCAACCUGUUCUUGGUGCCCAGAAUUAUGCUAGGACUUGCACUAUGCUCCAUUUUGGGAACUGGAUUUGCAGCUUCCAUGUUCUACGUGGUGAACGAUCUAGAGAACGGACUGAGGUUCGGAGCGAUGUACUAUGUGUGUUGGUUGGCGGCCUCGGUUACUAUUGUUCCGCUAACAAUCAGCCAUUUCCAUCAUCGGCCUCCACCUGUGGCGCAGUAUCGGGACGUUGCGCCGCUGAUUGGGGGCCAGGUGGUCGUCAACUACCCGUAGCAACAGAUCACACGACUUCUGCCACGUCAUUUGUGUUUUGUGCUCCGUAACAUGCAUGAUUGUAGGUCAUACAAUGUGCAUCAUUUUAUCUGAAACCAAGUGAUGUGCUUCCUACUGCUAGUCUUCUCUGCGUUACUACUGCUGUCAUUGUUCACGGAUAGUGUACCCUUCCCUCUUUCCUUUCCACUGUACUGCCUAUACAACGUAUAUAAUUUGGUAACACUCAGAGACAGUUGUGGUUGCUCAUGACAGUGCUCCAUACACCUACAUGCAUGUCCAGAGUGAUUCAGUCUCUAACAAACGCUUGGAGGAAGGCUGGUGUCUGAAGAUCGCGUAGAACCAUACAACUCAGAGGUACAGCAGACACACUUUGAUUCCUUCUUUCUUUUAAGCUUGCAUAUUUUGGUGACUAGUAAUACGUGCUAUGUGGCUAGUUAUUUUCCUUUUUAGGGAAGCUAAUCAGCUUCUGUUUUCCAAAUAUAUCUGUAAUUAUCUGUACUGCAGUGCAAAUAAUGUUGCCGCCUCUCCUCUAUUCUCGGCCUUUUUAAAGCGGCAAUGUUUCUAGAUCA
This is a messenger RNA of Sycon ciliatum, 1411 nucleotides long. RefSeq lists its product as uncharacterized. The record is from RefSeq and is a predicted model, not a curated record. Gene Ontology annotation, cellular component: membrane. NCBI's taxonomy places the organism in Eukaryota, Metazoa, Porifera, Calcarea, Leucosolenida, Sycettidae. The transcript is spliced from 5 exons. The coding region runs from base 201 to 842 and encodes 213 amino acids.